Messenger RNA from Rotaria sordida, 510 nucleotides. The record is from the annotation of a GenBank genome assembly. Lineage: Eukaryota; Metazoa; Rotifera; Eurotatoria; Philodinida; Philodinidae.
AUGAAUAACGAUUCAAAUACAAUGAUUCUUAAUGAACAAUGGGUUCAAUUAAUUGAAUAUUGUUCAUAUAAAUGUAAUUAUUCAGAUAGUAUUACAAAAGAUAUUGGUAUUGAAAAAUUAUGUCAAGCAACAGAUAUUAAUUUUGGUGAUAAAGAUAAAAAUCAUAAUGAAUGGAUUUUAUCAAAUAAUAAUCGAAAAGAAUAUUUAAUUGUUUCAUUUCAAACACCAAUAUUUAUUAAUGAAAUACAUAUUUAUGAAAGUCUUAAUCCCGGUAGUAUUGUUCAAUUGGAUAUAUUUGAAUGUCAAAGAAAUAAAUGGUGGACAAUGUGGCAACAAAAAUCUCGUACAGAUAAGAAAACAUUAUCUCAUAAUAUAUUCAAACCAAUUUUACGACGUUAUCGUUUUCAAUCAAAUACUAUACGUAUUACACUCGAUCCAAGAUAUACGGAUCAAAUUGGUAUUCAAGCGAUUAGUAAAAUUUGUUUGUUUGCGUUUUGUUUCUUUUUUUUU